AUGGGAUACAUAUGGUACGUAUUGGGGAUCCAAAUAAUAUACAUAUCGACAUCGCCAUCAAUUGCAAUUGCAAUGGAAAGUAAUGAUUCAUCAAUGGCAUUGAUGAGAGGUCAAGAUGAUCACAUGGUGUUCUGCCUUAGAGAUUGCAUGCGCAUUUGCAUGAAGUUGGAUGGUGCCACCUCCGGUGAGUGCGAGAAUGCUUGUCGCAAGGGAUGUCGACCAUUGCUUGCUCGCAAAGAAAUAGGAACCCUUACAAAUUUUAACAGUUGUGACCCUGAGUAGA
Messenger RNA from Nicotiana tabacum (common tobacco), 283 nucleotides. NCBI's taxonomy places the organism in Eukaryota, Viridiplantae, Streptophyta, Magnoliopsida, Solanales, Solanaceae. The record is from RefSeq and is a predicted model, not a curated record.